Messenger RNA from Colossoma macropomum (tambaqui), 534 nucleotides. RefSeq lists its product as uncharacterized. Gene Ontology annotation, molecular function: GABA receptor binding; ubiquitin protein ligase binding. Gene Ontology annotation, cellular component: autophagosome membrane; cytosol; autophagosome. Gene Ontology annotation, biological process: autophagosome assembly; cellular response to nitrogen starvation; macroautophagy. NCBI's taxonomy places the organism in Eukaryota, Metazoa, Chordata, Actinopteri, Characiformes, Serrasalmidae. The coding region runs from base 174 to 527 and encodes 117 amino acids. The transcript is spliced from 5 exons. The record is from RefSeq and is a predicted model, not a curated record.
GUUGUUGUUCCAGUAGAAGUGGAUCAGUCGACAUUUUAAAAAUAGACCGAGAUCUGGAGGAACUGGGCUUAUUUAUUUUGCGGAAAGAGGUUUUAUUGUUUCGUUCUUUAACGAACAGGAGGGCAGACGUCUGAUUAAGCUGCUUCUGGAUUCUUCUGCUGAGGUACAAAAAGAUGAGUAGCCAGUACCAGCGCAGUGUCCCGUUUGAGGUCCGGAGAUUGGAAGGGGAAAGAGUUCGAGCCAAACAUCCGGACAAAAUUCCAAUCAUUGUAGAGAGAGCCGCUCGAUCUCGCGCUCCUGAGCUCGACAAGAAGAAAUACCUCGUUCCCUCAGACCUGACAGUUGGCCAGCUGUGUUUCCUCAUCAGGCAGCGAGUGUCCAUGAGGCCAGAAGAAGCGCUCUUCUUUUUCGUCAAAAAUUCCCUCCCUCCCUCCAGCUCCCCUCUUUCCAUCGUAUAUGAGGAACACCACGACGAGGACCUGUUCCUGUAUAUGACCUACAGUAAUGAGAGCGUGUACGGAGCCUGAGAGAAGA